AUGGCUCCGUAUGAAGCCUUGUAUGGACGAAAGUGCCAAUCUCCACUUUGUUGGUAUGAGUCUGGUGAAGCCAGUGUUUUGGGUCCUAAUUUAGUAGCAGAGACUACUGAGAAGAUUAAGAGGAUUCGGGAGAGAAUUUUAAUGGCACAGAGUCAACAGAAACGUUAUGCAGAUCAGAGAAGGAAAUCGUUGGAAUUUGAAGUGGGAGAACAUGUAUUCCUGAGGGUUACACUGACAACUGGGAUUGGAAGAGCAAUUAAAACAAAGAAGCUGAAUCCGAGAUUCAUUGGACCAUUUGAGAUUCUGAGGCGAUUUGGGCCGGUGGCAUAUCAAGUAUCUUUACCGCCUCACUUAUCUAACUUGCAUGACGUAUUUCACAUGUCACAACUCCGUAAAUACACAUCGGAUGCGGCUCAUGUGUUAGAACCCGAGUCGGUCGAGUUGAGGGAGAACUUGACUUUUCAAGUAUCUACGGUGCAAAUUGACGACACCAGUGUGAAGAAGUUACGUGGGAAAGAAGUUCAGUUGGUUAAAGUUUCUUGGAAGAGAGCAGAAGUGGAAGAGCAUACUUGGGAAUUGGAGUCCGAGAUGCGAAAGGAUUAUCUCGAGCUAUUCUCAGGUAAUCACUAA
Molecule: messenger RNA, 630 nt
Organism: Arachis ipaensis
Lineage: Eukaryota; Viridiplantae; Streptophyta; Magnoliopsida; Fabales; Fabaceae
Source: RefSeq, a predicted model, not a curated record